This is a messenger RNA of Meloidogyne enterolobii, 531 nucleotides long. NCBI's taxonomy places the organism in Eukaryota, Metazoa, Nematoda, Chromadorea, Rhabditida, Meloidogynidae. The record is from the annotation of a GenBank genome assembly.
AUGGUUCUUAUCUCCGAGAAAUGUGCAAAUAUAUUAUCGUGCCCAAUCAAGUCUUUGAGAGAUAAUCUAAAUCACCCAGAGAAUCGAAAAAUUAUACUAAAUUCAAUCAAAGGUAAAAAAGUUCGUACAACGUAUAAUGAUAAAAAUGGGCUAAAAAAGACAUUUGUAAUUGAGGAUUUGUCUGAAGAAGGAGCAAACAUUUUACAGGCCUAUGGAAGAUUGUCAAAACCUUUUAAUAUAUGUGUGGCAGCACAUUAUUACGCAAAACACCGAAUUCGACUUCAAUAUCCCUAUCUUCACUGUAUUGUUGAGAAAUUCCCAACAAAGAAAGGGGUUUUUAAAGAAAAUCGUUACUAUCCAUUGGAGUUACUCGAGCUAAUUAAUGAAGACGAACCUAUACAAAAUCGUGAAAAUAACAUUUCAAAACGAGAAGAAAACAAACAGACUGAGUUAGUAGUGGUCGAGGACGAAGAGGAAAAUGAACAACUGGAAGAAAUUUUAAAACCAACUUAUUAUUGUAAUGGAUGGUGA